This is a messenger RNA of Leptosia nina, 3870 nucleotides long. Lineage: Eukaryota; Metazoa; Arthropoda; Insecta; Lepidoptera; Pieridae. The record is from the annotation of a GenBank genome assembly.
AUGUGCGCCGAUAUGCCUAAAUCAAAUACAGCAAGAAUAGCUGAAGUCCAGCGACAGCGUCAAAAAAAUUCCAAAAAAAGUGAAAAGUAUGGCUCCAGCACUAUUUAUCUCCAGGUUUUGGGUUCUGGAGCCCGAGGGGCACCUAAUACUUUAUAUCUCUUCACAGAUCAGAAACGGUAUAUGUUUAACUGUGGUGAAUGCACUCAACGCCUUGCUCAUGAGCACAAAGUUAAAUUAUCUAAAUUGGACCACAUUUUUAUCACAAGCAAGACAUGGAAGAAUUUAGGUGGUCUACCCGGUCUUUCUCUUACAUUACAAGAUGUUGGUAUUCCAAAUAUCACAUUACAUGGACCAGAGGGAUUGGAUGAAUUAUACAACGCGACAAAAAGAUUUGUAAUAAUGAAGGACUUGAAUGUCACAAUGGCUAAAUGUGACCCCAGUGAAGACUUUGAAGAUAAUGUUCUAUCAGUCAAAUAUGUUAUACUUGGUCCUCAGCAGCACCUAUUACCAUCUGAACUAAAACCAGUAGCUAAGAAACCCAAGCUAGAGACACCGCCAGAUGAGCAUGACCAGGAAUUUGAAGAGUUCAUUCACGACGACACAGAUUAUUAUACUCGCGAGACAGAUAAAAACAAAAGUAAAAACAGAUCCAAAGUGAACAUUGAUAAAGAUCCACUACCAAAAGAAAAGAAGAGAACGGACAAGGUACUGCACAAUUCACUGAAACCCAAUAACUACAGUGUGGCAUAUAUUUGUACAUUGAAGAAACGUCUAGGUACUCUCGAUUUAGAAAAAUGUGUGGAGUUAGGUGUUAAACCUGGUCCAAUGUUAGGGCAGCUAAAAAAUGGACACGAUGUUGUACUCCCAAAUGGGACCCUCGUUUUAUCCAAGGAUGUGAAGACCCCAGAUGACCCAGGACCUGUAUUUAUUGUAUUAGAAUUACCAGACAUCAAAUGGCUGAAGGAGGAUGAGUUUGCAGCUCAUUUUGACAAUGGCUCCAAUCCAAGCGAGAACAUACCGAUUGUCAUUGUCCAUUAUACUCCACCACAUGUCUUUCACCAUCCUACGUACCAAUCUUUCAUGUCUAUGUUUGGACCCACAACCCAACAUCUCAUUCUCAAUGGUCAAAACUCUUGCCUCGGAUCUGAAGCAGUCCAUAAAACCCAGCAUAUGCUUCACCUUCUGGAUCCAGAUAUAUUUCCUCUGUUGAAGGAUUUAAGUGUCCCAGCUGUGUGGAAUGCUCACCCACCAUUACCAAAAACCAGCAGCCCCGUACGACUUAAAGGAUUGGAAGAAUUAAAAAAUAAGAUUGCCGUGGCGCAGUUCCAGACUAUAAUUAAUAUGGAGGGCUCUGGGGCGGAGCAAGGGGAGGGUGAGCCGUCUCCAGAAGCGGCACGGCUCAACUGGAUGGCCGCUAAGACCCUCACAAUGUUCCACUUGCGGCCUAAGAGGGAAUUAGAUAGGUCAGCAGAACCCAAGCUUCACAUCCAGGACUACAUCCAAGAGACGAUGGAUGUGGAUGGAUUCGUUCCUAGCCUGGAGCAAUUUCGGCGUCUCGUGGACACAAUGCGCUACAGCAAGAGUGAUGCCAGGGAGUACCCAAAGGUGGUAUUCCUUGGUACGGGGUCUUGUAUACCCAGCAAGACAAGGAACACUAGUGGAAUUGUGCUUCAGAUUGAUGAAAACCGUUCGAUGCUGUUAGAUUGCGGCGAAGGUACAUUCAAUCAACUGGUGAGAUUCUAUGGUCCGAAGCGAGUGAAUGUCUUCCUUAGAUCUCUAAAGGCUAUAUAUGUGUCUCAUUUGCAUGCUGAUCAUCAUAUAGGAUUAAUAGGCGUUUUGCAAGCUCGAAAGGAGGCCUUAGAAGAAAUACAGAAUGAUGGCACUGCAUUGCCCCUGUACUUGCUGGCUCCAGGUCAAAUAGUGACUUGGCUUGCAAAGUACGAUCAGCAAUUUGAGUGCAUUCGAAAUGAAUUUACACUUAUACCUAAUCAGAAUUUGCUGGAAUCGAAACUCGCGGAUCCUUCUAACACAGAUCUGACGUCAGCGGUUCUCGCCAGCAUGGGAGUGGAGAAGAUAGUCGCGUGCCAAGUGGCGCAUUGUCCCAACGCCUUUGGUAUAGCUGUGCAAGUAGACGGGUCCCAUAAGGUCACUUAUUCAGGCGAUACUAUACCUUGCGAUGAGCUGGCAAAGAUUGGAAUAAACUCGACACUCUUAAUCCACGAAGCGACCAUGGAGGAUGAACUGGCCAGCGAGGCGAGGACCAAAAUGCAUUCCACUACAUCACAAGCGAUUGAUAUGGGAAGGAAGAUGAAUGCAAGAUACACAGUACUGACUCAUUUUAGUCAGCGGUAUGCGCGCUUGCCGAGGCUCAACGCGCAUAUAUUAAACGAUAAUAAGAGUGUGGGCAUAGCUUUUGAUAAUAUGCAGAUAACGAUGAGUGACCUAGAUUUACUCCCACACAUGUACGCCCCGCUACAGCUGAUGUUUGCCGAACACUGCGUCGAAUUAGAACUCAAAGCGGCGCACAGAGCUCGGCAAAAGGAAAUACGCAAAACAUCACACGGAACUAUACCUACUUCCGGAACAUCAAGUAAAAGCCUAGCUCACGAUUCGCCCUCUGAAGAGAAAGCGAGAUAUAGGGAGAGUCACGCAUCUCGACUUAGAAGAGAAAGCAAGUUCGCAGCAUUAAGCGAUACGAGUAAUUCGUCACGAAGUAAGUCCUGCUCUCCACCACGUCGAGUGCCACCGAAGCUAUCCAAUAGGUCUACAAGCGCGCCGUCGAAAAUUCCGAAGAGGUGUGUUGAGAAGACUAAAGUUGAUCCGAAACCUGUUUCUGGACGAGACGUUAACGGGCGUUCUAAAAGCUUAGGAUGCCCCGGCCAUAGUUCUACGAAAACUGCCGAUGUGCUAUUGCCCGAGGUCAAACAGGACAAAACUGUUAGACACGACACUAGCGAAGACACUAUUAUAUUAUCAGAUGGAGAAUCGUCUAGUGGUUAUGGGAAACCUCUCGUCACUCCUAUGAACAAAAGGCUCAUGAUUAAGCGAAAUGUUCGUCCCGUCUCUUCCAUAGUUCCAGGCAAUAAGACUACAGCCAAAACUGUGUACCGUUCUCGGUCGCCAAUAUCAUCGUGGAAAGAUAUAUCCGUGUCGAUGUGGUCGAUAACGUCUCUAUUAAUAUUUUUUCAAGCGGAGAAUAGACCAACACCAAAAACUUCGACGCCCCGUGAUUUGAGCAAUAUAAGUGUUUUACCCAAUAAGACAACGGCCUCGAGGGAGAAGCCUCGUGGCUCUUCCGGGCCAAACUCGAGGAUGGAGGGUAGAAAUAUACCUAUCAUUGCUUUUAAUACAGCUGUAAGAUCACCUUCACCUGGCUUAAAAACUGGUUCGUUGCCCGUUAAACCAAUUAAUACUUCUAAAUAUAAUAAAACUCCAAAACGAACAAGGAGUUAUACAUGCCAAAAUCCAAAUACAAUAAACUGUCCUCGCAUUACAGGAACAAAUUCACCAAACCAAAAGACACCUACAGGCAAAGAUCUUCAAAGACUCGCAGUAACCAGAACUAUGCCAAAUAGGGAAAAAAUUAAACCUGCACAAGUUACAAACUACAGCAGCAAGAGCUUCAAACCUCAACUUGAAGAUAUAAAGAGUUCACAUCUCGUGCUAACUAUGAAAAACAUAGAUCGCAAUAUAAAAAACUCCAAACCGAAUAAUACUAUUGUCACUUCUAUACCAAAACCACAGCCACUAAAUGAGGAACACAGAAAGGUCUUGCUACUGCAAACCAAGAAUAAAUUCAAAUCAAAACAAUUCUGGGAUGAUGCAAGAUACAAUAAAAUAGAGGGCCUUAAUUGGAUAUCCUGGAAAUGA